UUUAUCCUUUCUGUCAAUGUUUAGGAUCUUGUCUUUUUCUCAUUAUGUCAAUGUUUUUCAUUUCCGGGUUUGAUGUCAAUAAAGAGAAUAACAUCAAUGGCUUAAAAACUAUUUAACAAAUAUAAAGGUCAAUUAAGAAUAAAUGUAAAGUUUGUGUCCUUCAAUGCAAUUUAUCCGCUUCAAAAAUCUCUCCGUCGUGAACAAAACCAAAACCUCAAAAAAUCUCCGCCGUAGAUGAUUUCCCGGCGAUAUCUUCCGUCGUACAAGCUUCGUUUCUCGGCUGCUCGGAGUUUUCGAUCAGACGCGGCGCUCGAAGCCAUAUCCAACGCCCUUGAAGAGAAAGUCCCAAACUUGGUGCUAUACAAUUACCCUUCCUUCUCCGGCGCUUUCUCAGCUCUCUUCGCUCAUCUCUACCACUCUCGCCUCCGCACUCCCUCUCUCAUCUUACCCUUCUCUUCCGUCGUACCCUUUAGUGUCAAAGAUCUCUCCUUGGAAGGGUUCGAGAGGUGUUACCUCCUCGAUUUCGUUCCUCCUAAAGACUACGCCGCUACAACAGAUUGCGAGAUUAUUUGUUUUGAUCAUCGAAAGUCAGCAGCUUCAAAGCUCGGCUCGGUGAAGAAGAGGUUUAAGGUUAAUGUUGAUGUUGACAAGAGUAGCUCAAAGGCUGUGUAUGAAUACUUCUCGAGUAAACUCGCAUCUUCCGAGGGGGAAUCUAUCAGUUUGCUAGAUGAUGAAGAUAGAACUCGAGUUGAAUCAGUUCUUGAUUACAUUGAAGAUAUUGAUCUUAGACGAUGGAGAUUACCGGAUAUCAAGGCUUUCAGCUUCGGACUAAAGGAGUGGCGUUCAAAGGUUAACUGCAUCACGAAUCCGCACAUGUACGAACAGCUGUUGAGGAUAAGUUCAGAGGACCUCAUUGCUAAUGGGAGCUCGUAUUUUUCUUCCCGGCUUAUCGAUGCAAAGAGAGUGCUGAAGCAGAACAAAGCUUUCAAGAUCAGAUUGGGAAGAGGGUUUUAUGGAGAAUGCCUGGGAAUGCGUGCAGAUGGUAAUCAUGAACUAAGCGAUGAGCUAGGAAAGCUACUUAGUCUACAAAGUGCUGCAGCUGGUUUGAGGCCAAUAGGAGCUGUCACAUUCAUGCAACGGAACAAUCUCAAAAUGUGCUUGCGAAGCACUGAUGAUACAACCGAUACAUCUGAAGUUGCUAAGGCCUAUGGUGGAGGUGGCACUUGUUGUUCAAGCUCGUUCAUCAUAAGAAUGGAUGAAUAUAAUGAAUGGACUGCCAAAAAUCCAACAUGAGGAAAGAACACACACUCGUCGUCAGCGAGACCAAUCUCAAAGCUCGUGUCUCUGACCUUUUCGCGCUAAAGGGCUGAUCAAGUUAUAAAUGGCUGAAGAAGGAGAGAAGACUUGAGUAGCUUUUUUUUUUCCAUGAACCGGUUUUGUUCGGUUAAGUGUAGCCUAAACCGGACUUACAUUUCGGUUCAGUUUUUGGUUAUGAUUACAUACUUUUUAAUUUUUAUUUCGACUACUCGAUGCGUCAAAACGAUGUCGUUUCCUAAAGCUUCGUGUACAUUUUUGUAACCGA
Messenger RNA from Brassica rapa (field mustard), 1582 nucleotides. RefSeq lists its product as uncharacterized. The record is from RefSeq and is a predicted model, not a curated record. NCBI's taxonomy places the organism in Eukaryota, Viridiplantae, Streptophyta, Magnoliopsida, Brassicales, Brassicaceae.